This is a messenger RNA of Epinephelus fuscoguttatus (brown-marbled grouper), 2342 nucleotides long. RefSeq lists its product as uncharacterized. Lineage: Eukaryota; Metazoa; Chordata; Actinopteri; Perciformes; Serranidae. Bases 38 to 1447 code for a protein of 469 amino acids. The transcript is spliced from 2 exons. The record is from RefSeq and is a predicted model, not a curated record.
GUCAGUGAGUUCAACGUACAGAGAGGCAGAAGGAGCCAUGGCAGAGACCAGCCUGGGUGGUGCUGGUGUCGUGAAGACGAUCCUACAAAGUGCAGCAGCAGGCUUCGCUUUUGGAGAAGCUGCGUUAUUUGCAGUUGAGCCCGCACUGACUGAAGAUGGCGUCCUGCUCAAUGCUGCCACUCUGGCUGCUGGUCGAGCCGGCUCCACAGGCGUCGGGGUAGUGACGGCGUGCCUCGUGUUCACCUCUGUGCUCCUCUCUCUGGGAAGUGGUUUCCUCCUUGCUGCUAUGACGAUGAAGCUGUGGGUCAAAGUUGGAGCAAGGCUGCAGUGGGUAGUGGAGGCCGCAACGGGAGUCUCUGUGGUGGUGGGUGCCGUCACUACUGGAGUGUUAGCGGGCGUUCUUCCACCGUGGAUCUACAUCGCAGCUCAAGGCGUUCUGGUCCUUGUAGUGUACUCAUACUCCAAUAUUAACGACAUGACCACAGCUCUCUUAAUCAUCUUCACCACCCUCUACCUCAGCGUCCUGUAUGGAAGAAUGGGCGUGAUGAUUGGACUCUUCGUCGUGGGGUUGAACAUCUCUGUGCUUUGCGCCCUUCGUAAGGCUCUGACGGAGAGGAUGACACAAAGACCAAAAUCUAAAACCGGCUGCAAACUUUUAGAGAGGAUCUUCUUCUACUCUGUUUUUGUAGGUAUACUGGGAUUCUCAGUAGGUUUAGGUGCAGGUGAAGCAGGAGAAGGCUCCGAAGCAGAGGUGGUUUUGAUGCUGCAGUCGGUCCUCUGGGUGGCGUUCCUGUCCGCAGGGCUGCUCGGAGCUGGCCUGGGAACUGUGGCCACGGUCGGGCUGGGGCCAGGGGUGGCUGGAAAGGUUGCUGUGGGAGCUGCUGUAGUAUCAUCACUUGCCCUAAGAGCUAUUCUGCACUCAAGCUCAUCUCUAGGGCCCCGGAGCAACAUGGGGGGGACAUUAGGAGCAGCUACAGCUGCGGGGGUGUCACUCGGAGCUGCGAGUGUUGCAGCAAAACAGGCAUUCGGGUCCAGAAAUUCAGCUUUAGCCAUUUUAGGUUCAGUUGCUGUCGGUGCAGUUGUGGCAGUGAGAGCUGUAGCACUGAAAGCAACUCUGCCUUCAACAUCAGAACUCAUAACGAUCACCCUUGUUGCAGUGGGGGCAUUUGUUCUGGGUGCACCAAAGAGCCCAUUCCACACUCAGGUGAAUCUACAAACGGGCCUCCUCACGGGGCCGGAGCUAAUUAAAGGCAUCGGCAUGGAGACGGUCACCGCAGCAGCAGCUCCGAUUGGAGCCGGUGCACUUGGGGCUGCAGCGCUGGGCACCGCAGCUCUGGGGAGACUGGGGACUGUGGGAGUUGUGGUGGCUAUAUUGUUGGCUUUGGGAAGUGCUCUUAGUGGCAUGAUAGGAAAAUCAGCGCCGACAACAAGCACACACACAGACUGAUGAAGCCAGAGUUUAGAUCCUUGUGUCAGAGUGUCUGAACACAAGGACAAACACAGAAGAAGAGUGCAAGUGUGUGUAUGUGUGUAUGAAUUAAGUUAUGGUCAGGGACACACAUCAGAGCCAAGACCAGUUAAUAUUGCAUGGCUUGUCCAGCUGGGGGGCAAAAGUUGUGUCCACAAUGCAGAACAAGCUGAUUGUUGGGUCAGUGGUCAGGGUAAGGUUUGGGUUUGGGGUUGGUCUCCAGGAAAUGAAUGUAAGUCUAUGUAAUUUCCCCAAAUGUGACCCAAAUUAAUUAUUUGCAUUAUGCAUUAUUGCAAGUGUACACUGGAGCUUUGAUGGAGCCCAACCCUACAUGAACCUGCAUUGUUUCUGUCCAAGCUUUACCGAAUACUGAACCACAGCAGCUAUUUUGGGCCCGAGCCCGAGUCGAAAACCAAAAUUUCCAAUUACAUUUUUUUUCUUAAAGCAUUUGUAACGAGCUAAGGGCUGACAUGUUUGCCCACACCACUUCUCCGUCUUCUCUUCCCUCUGUUUCUUCGAGAGUCUAUCGUCCGCUCUGCGUCUCACGCACAACAGGUUGGGCAAAGCGGAUUGCACCCCUCAAUGUGUCUUCUUUUUCGAGUGCCCACGGAGGUCCACGGCUAUGUGGCGCUCAGAUGAUGAUCACUGGUCUCUGCUGCAUGUCAUGCACAUCUCUCCCACGGCCAACCGAGUCACCUUGCAGCCCCUCUCACUGGCUUUCCCUUGUUUUCCCUCCAGUCCAGUGCAACUUCAUCCAUCUCUUGUACAGAGCACUAGAGUUUGUGUACAGUCGGCUAUAGCCUCGUUUCCACCAAACACUUUCAGUAUGGUACCUCUGGAACCAAAAGUAACCCUUCAGACAUGGUACCUAGAC